Molecule: messenger RNA, 3026 nt
Organism: Podarcis muralis (Common wall lizard)
Lineage: Eukaryota; Metazoa; Chordata; Lepidosauria; Squamata; Lacertidae
Source: RefSeq, a predicted model, not a curated record
GAGAUGCAGAUUCUCCCCCCCCCCGCUUCGCCCCGUAUUCUAUGCAAUGGUGUUGCCACGCAUGCGGCUGCUGUAAAGCAGAACUCAGAAUGAGCACCGUGCGCAAUCUCCUUUUCUUUCUUGUUAUACCUCUAUAUACCCUCCGGAGGGAGAUGGCGAUUGGUCUGUCGUGUUUUGUGUUUGGCUCCCGAUUGGCUGCUGCGUUUCCUCUCCCUCACUAACCUCCCUCCGUCCUCCUCUUUUUCGAACCUUCAUCAAAGCAGAGGAGAGAGUGAGCCACGCGCACUGCGGAGCUUUCACUUUUUUGCCCCAUUCCCCCUCAAGUUUUGCUGCUGCAGUUCUGCAGCGCGGAGUGCUUUUCACCUGAUUACUCGGAAGCAAGCCCUGUUGAGUCCAGCGGGGCUUCCUGCAGCCUUGGAGUCUCCUGGCUUAAAAAGUUUUGGGGGCAAUCCUAAACCACGCCUAUACUCUGAAGGAAGCCCCGUUGAAUUCAGUGAGGCUUACUCCCAGGUAAGUGGGGUUAAGAAUUGCAGCCAUAGGCUAGAGCAUCUCUACGCCCAGUGCCCAGCACUUCGCAUGUUGGAGUCCAGCCAGCCCCGUUCCCUCCUGGAAGCAGCAGCGCUAUUUCUCCCCAGGAGAGCAACGCGUUCUCCCCUCUCCUUAAAAAAAACCUGCCUCGAUUGCUAGCAAAAGAAGGGAAACAAUUUGUCUAUUCGUGUACAUUUUGGCACAUUGUCAGCUGCAAUCUCUCUAAGUAAUGCCAAGAGGAGCAGGCUUUGAAAAUUGCAAGGGGUCCCACUUGAAAUCCAGUCCUUGAGAGAAGACUUUUGGGAUGCAUUUGCAUUUAAAUCCUUUAUUCCCUUGCCUCAGUAGUUCCUAAUCCUAAACACACCUGAUUGGCAGUAAACCCCAUUAAAUUGAAUGGGGCUUACAGAAUUGCAGUCUGGGCAGAGGAGGCGUUUGUUUACGCUGGAGAAAAGACAGAGCAUCAUUCUAUUUAUAUGAUUCUGAUCUUGCCCCUUCCUUCAAUGACCUCACAUGGAGAGGGGCUUAAUCCAUGUUGCAUUCACAACAACCCUGCGAGAGACUGAAAGAUGGUCAUUCACACAACAUCCUAACUCGAGUGAGGAUUUGAACCCAGAACUCACUGGCCCAAGAGUUCUGUCAGCCUCCCGUUUCUCUCCCCAUUCCGCCACGUGUGUACCCCUUGGACUGACGUUUUAAAACAUAUGUUCCGGUGUGCUGUGGCUUCCUUGGAGCGUCUUGCUAUGGAGAGAGUACGUUGGGCCUUUUCCUAUGGCACCUGGGUCCCUCGCCGUGAGGACUGGUUGCUGUCCAUGUGCGUCGUACAGCCUGAAGAGAGAGAGCGCAUCGAACAGUUUGUCUUCCGGCGCGAUGCCAAGGCUGCAGUGGCUGGCCGGCUGCUGAUAAGAAAAUUAAUUGCAGAGAAGCUGAAGAUUCCUUGGAAUGAAAUAAAGUUACGAAGGACUUCAAAAGGCAAACCUGUCCUUGCAAAUGACUUAAGCAGUGCCCAUUCCAGCUUCAGCUUUAAUGUCUCCCAUCAAGGGAAUUAUGCUGUUCUUGCCGCCGAACCUGACUGUCAAGCUGGCAUUGACGUUACGAAGACGAGCAUGCCAGGGAGUGGUUCAAUUCCGGAGUUCUUUCGAAUUAUGAAGCGGCAGUUUACAGAGGAAGAGUGGAGAGCAAUCAAGUCCAUGAACAGCGAAUGGCUUCAGUUGGAUAUGUUUCAUAGGCACUGGCUUACAUUUUUCUUGAACAUUUUAGCAUUCACAAUCCUUGUCCAAGUUAAAUUAUACAGCGCUAAAGAGAGCUUUAUAAAAGCCAUUGGUGUCGGGAUAGGUUUUGACCUUCAGAGGAUUGAGUUUAAUGUAUCCCCACUGCAACUGGAAGUGGGGAAAACAUAUAAGGAGACAGUUAUGCUCUUGGAUGGAGAAGAAGAGAAGCAAUGGAGUUUUGAGGAAACACGGCUAGAUGAUUGUCACCAUGUUGCAGUUGCUCUGGGGAAACCAGGAGAGUUUGGAGAGAAGCCUUCUGCGGUGCUUUCCUCUGCUGCGACCCAGACUACAUUUACAACACUGACUUUUGAUGCUUUAGUUGCCUCUGCUGCGCCUCUUGCACCUGAAGACCCUGCCUGCUGGGAUAGCUUUUGUGCUAAGCAGGAAUCGCCAACACGCCAGGGUUCCAAUCCAAGAUAAGAGAGGCUGCGUUUGCAAGGAGGGAAGCUGAAAGCACUCACAAAGGCCACACACUGUUCUCCUUUCCAGCAGUUAAUUUGUAUGUUUGGUGGUCUGGGUGGUGGGAAUGCUAAAAUUGCCUUUUGUGUUCUAGUUUUUUGGCUGUUCCGUAUCAAAUGAUUACAUUUUUCAUUGACCUUUUCCAAGAAGACUGGAUUCAGAAGAGGAAAAACUGUUGGGUUUUCUGCUCUCUGGCUGAGUUCAUAUUAUUAUCAGCUGCUGAAUCUUUGUAUUUCAUUUCUGCAAAUACAAUCGAGAGAGGGAAGGAAAGGAUUGAUGUUGGCCGACUUCAAAAAUAUUACAUCAAUCCUGAUUUAAAUGUAGUAUUUUAGUGGAAGAGUUGGUGCAUUUCUAUCUUUCCUCAAGUACCUUGUGUAAUGUUUAUCAGGAGGACUUAACAUGUGUGGCUCUUUAUGCAAUAACCUGAUUAAUGCAGUAGCUCCACUACACCACCAUUUGAAGACACAAAUCAUACAAACAGAACAAUUAUCCAUUCGGCAAUACCUAAGAAGCCCCUGUGCAGUCAUGGUAAGGACAAGGGCACAUGGCCACCAUCCCACCAAAGGGAAGGGCACACUUGUUCAGUAAAACAUGAACCAGCUCUUUAUUGUUUAUUUUCCUGAUAAGCCAUUUGCCAUUUCUGAUUCCUAAAGUACUUGCAGUGAGUAAGUCUGCAAAGUUAUAAUGUGCAUAUGUAGAGUAUUUGGCAAGAGAUGCCUUGGUCAAUGGAAUAAAGCGGUACUAGGACAAAGGUCCGAAUCGUUAAAGCUA